Messenger RNA from Cebus imitator (Panamanian white-faced capuchin), 5143 nucleotides. It is a transcript of the gene AGBL3, whose product is annotated as ATP/GTP binding protein like 3. NCBI's taxonomy places the organism in Eukaryota, Metazoa, Chordata, Mammalia, Primates, Cebidae. The coding region runs from base 459 to 779 and encodes 106 amino acids. Gene Ontology annotation, molecular function: zinc ion binding; metallocarboxypeptidase activity. The transcript has 5 exons. The record is from RefSeq and is a predicted model, not a curated record. Gene Ontology annotation, biological process: proteolysis.
CUGCGGAACUCCGGCAGUGGGGUUCCUUCUAGCGGUUGGGUCUGCGUCCUCCGCGAGAUCCCAAGAUAUUCUUAGCGCACGGAAACGACUACUGGCUUGGCCAGAGGACUCGAGGUGUGAGCGAGGUGCUGGCCCCGACGGGACAACAGGACGGUGAGGUACGGAGAAGGAAGGCGAGCGCGCCCCGGAAAAUGAGCACCUCCCCACACCGCGGUGUCCAGGAGUGAGGGCCGGAGGGAACUCGGCUGCGGGGAGUUGUGGCCUUAUCGUGCUUCCGGCCGAGAACUUGGUACCGUUGGGACUUGGCUAAGCGUGGACGCACCCGCAUCUGCUCCUCCUCCGCAGUGGUGGAAGACACCCGCGGACUGUGGCUGAAUAAGGGCUCUCUCCUGAGGCCAGAGUAUCCGCAGCAGCCUACCCAUAUAUUACAAGAAAUCUCACGUCAAACACUGGAAGAGAUGUCAGAAGAUUCAGAAAAAGAAGACUAUUCAGACGGAACAAUCAGUGAUGAAGACGAAUCGGAUGAGGAUAUGUUCAUGAAAUUUGUAAAUGAAGAUCUUCAUCAAUGUGCACUUUUAUCAGCCAACUCUUUUGGUGAUCCCUUCUUCCCCCGGACUACACAGAUACUAUUAGAAUAUCAGCUAGGGAGAUGGGUGCCACGUCUUCGUGAACCACGGGAUUUAUAUGGUGUCUCUUCUUCUGGUCCACUGAGCCCAACACGGUGGCCAUACCAUUGUGAAGUCAUCGAUGAAAAAGUCCAGCAUAUUGCCUCCUCAUGACAUAUCUGUGGCAGAGGGAAUGAAUAAGAAGCAAUAAAGGAGAAUCCCUACUGCUCCUACUGUGACUUCUCCCUAAUUUCUCUGCAGUAGCAGUGAUGAGAGAAUGAGAGCAGAAGAGCCCCAAAAGGAAGAGGAAAGCAACACCCAUCCUGCCGCUGCUACUUAGUGUCACUUCCAGCCCCAUGUGAUGGUUCCACUCAGCUUAGUUCCACCUCAUCUAACUAGAAAACCCUUCUGUCACAUCCUUGCCACACCUUUCUGUUCCUUACGUUUCCUAGCCCUCACUCUCAGCCUUCAUUUUGCCCUCCAUCAUAGGAGUCACCAUCAGAAGUUGAGAGUGGGGAGAGUUUCGACUCCCCUUGUUUGCUUGGCAAUCCCCCACUGUUACUCUUGAGGUUCAGAUGAGGGCAGCUGCGUUUCUGGCCUCUUCUAUUGAAAUUAUAAAUAUAUUUUCUAACCAAAUACUUUUUUAAGAGUGGCUAGAGUUUAUGGUGCCAUCUUUCAGAUAUUUCAUGUGAUAAAUAGGCUUUGCAUUCUGUGAACCCAGCCUCCAUUCUGGUGAAGGUGCAGUCACCAUACAGUACGGGUACAGAUGCAGCCUCCCUAAGCAUACAUUUCCCAAGAUCCCCAGAGUCAUGACGUCACACAGCUAUUGGUGACAUUAUCUGUGCAAGGUAGAGUCAGACUGGAUAAAAGCUUCAUUUGAGGCUAUCCUGCCACUCUUUUAUUUUCAGUCUGUGUCCCUGAAGGUUUUGCAAAUUCCACUGAUCCUUAAGCCAACUACAACACCCACUGCAAUACAUCCCUGUGUAGGAGAAUCAGAAUCUUCUCCCACAUGUCCUUGAUGGCCUUUUCCACUUUGCUUGCUAGCAUUUCAGAAAGCUUACUUCCCAUUGUUUUACAUAUUGUCAUAGACCUUGCUUGUGUCACCUGACUAUUGCAAAGAUUUUACAAAUUAGAUAUUUGAAAGGACUUAUAAGACUCCACAGAGCAUUUUUAUGUGUGGCUUUUAUUUAAAGGCAGAGGAUAUGGUGCAGCGAGAGAAAGAUAAUGUGGUAAACAUGAGGACCCAGGUGCUAGCUUUCCAGCGGCCUUAUUCACACAUAGACUACCUGUCUUCAGAUUGAAACACUAAGAUCUAUGUGAUUCAUCUUAGCUUCAGAAGACCUCAAGGCCAAAGUUCCCAUCUGGGUUUUUAGGACCCUCUAGUCCUGACAUCAAAUCAGGCUGUCUUCCUGAUUCUGCCAAAUGAAAACCAUCAGUAAACAAACUGGCCAUGUGGGGUUAUCAGGGGGAGUUUCAGGCAGUAAACAGCGUAUCAUUAAUCUUACUCUUCUUAUCUUGGCCAAGAGUCCAAGCUGGACAGCCAGAAUUCCCCAGAGGUAAAAAUAGAGCUUUUCCAGUUCAGCUAUAAAUUAACUCUGUCUUACACAGCCAUCUAUCUUGAAAGUCUUUCUGUAUCAGUUUGCAUAUAUUAAUCUCCUUUUUAUAAACUGGUAUGUCAGAUUUCAUUAAAUAGAUGAAUGAGAAUUUCCUUAACUGGUACCUUAUUGAUGAAUUUUAGGUGUUUCCAAUCAUCAGCUCUGACAGAACUGCAUAAAUACCCUUUUAUGUGUGGCCUAAUGCAUAUAUACAUAUAUAUUUUAGGGGUACAUUCCUAGAAUUUCUGGUAUAAGGAUACUGUCAAAUUUUCAUCCAAAAAGAGUUGCAUUAAUUUAUAAUCAUAAAGGCAAACAGUUUAUGACUAUGGUCAGGGGUCCUCAAGAUAACUCAUGUUCAACACUUUGCUACAAGGACUUGCAGAACUCAGAGAAGCCAUUAUACUCAUGGUUAUGGUUUAUUACACUGAAAGGACACAGAUUAAAAUCAGCAAAAGUAAAUGGCGUAUAGCAGCGGUCCCCAACCAUUUUGGCACCAGGGACCAGUUUCGGGGAAGACAGUUUUUCCACAGAUGUGGACAAUUUUUCCACAAAUGUGGGGGGAUGGUUUUGGAAUGAAACCAUCCCACUUCAGAGCAACAGGCAUUAGAUUCUCAUGAGGAGCGCACAACCUAGAUGCCUUGCACACACACAAUAGGGCUUGUGCUCCUAUGAGAAUCUAAUGCUGCCGCUGAUAGGACUGGAGGCAGAGCUCAGGUGGUAAUGCUCGCUCGCCCACUGCCCACCUGCUGCUGUGUAGCCUAGUUUCUAAUGGGCCACAGACCAGUAGUGGUCCACAGCCUUGGGGUCGGGGGCCCUUGCCAUGCGGCAGAGUCCAGAUGAGACCAAGCACAAGCUUCCAGUUGUUUUCUCCCUAUGGAGUCUUAAUUAACAGCACUUAAUUCUCCCAGCCGUAACGUGAGAUAAUAUGAAGUGCUGCUAAUCAUCCAACUUUGGUGUCACUGGUUCCUACUGCAGGUUGUUUAUAUCUACAUGCAGUGCCCACAUGGCUGACCUCAGUUAGUCUCUGGACUUUCCAGGGGUCAAAAUUGAUACUGUGUGUCCAAGGUCUCUACCACUACCACCACAAUAAAUCAAUUGUUAGCAUAAACUAUCUGACAUAGCCCAAGGUCCCAGGUAGACAAAGAUACUCUUACAAGGCAACGUAUUCCGAGGCCUCAGAGGUUAUCUCCCAGGAGUUUAGCAAGGUCCAGACCAUUCUUUACAAUGUACAGCAUUUGGACAACCCAGGCCUGCUGAGUUAAUCAUUUACACACAGGCUACCCAUGGUCACUUGGCCUAGGCUCUCCUACAGCAAAACCAUCAUAUAUGUCUAAGCAUCUACAUUUAGUAUAGCAUUCUUAUAAAUGACAUAGUGAUAGUGUCAAUAUGAUGCCUAAAAUUUUGAGGAGCAAGUGUGGGGUAGGAAUAGAUUUAAUGAAACAACUAAUCAGUCCUAUAAAGCCAUUAGACAUUUUCAUAGUUUUUAACUAGUAUGAUUAUCUCCUAUUUUAAUGUUCUGCUAUUUAUACCUUUUGACAAACUUAUACAUACAUACUCAGCAUAGAAAUAAACUCAUAAUUAAGUAGAUCCAGUUCUUACUCAGCCCACUUUUCAUUGAUAUUACAUACUGUGUAAUGAGACUGUGAUUCAAUUUUCCAAUACAUUUGAUCAUCAUCAUAUGACUUACUUACAUAGGAAGAAGAACCACACCAACAGUGCCAGUGUUAUACUGUAUCUGCAGUAUUGUAGUAGACGUAACCUGAAAAAUAAGAAUCAAAAGAUAACAGCCUGUUACUAGAGUUCCACUGUGGUAUUAACAAUUAAUUGGUCCAGUUCAUCAUUAUAUCAUAUGACCAGAAUGUCUUCCUGAGCACUCAAGUUCACAGGCUUUCAUUCAACCUUUUCAGGUUCUAAGAGCAGGGCUAGUCUUAGAAAACGGACUUCACCUUUUUGGGCAUCUAGUAUAAUUAAGCUAAGAGAUAACUGUCUCUUGCUCUGAGCCUCUCUCAAAGCACCAAUGUAAUACUAGCUUUUCCUCAUUAUCUAAUUCAUUUAUUUAUUCCCAUGCCUUGGCUAUUUCUCCUAUUUUUCACUUGUCAUAAUUUUUUACCUAAACAUUUCCACCUUUGGAAGAGUUGUUAGGCUUAGCCACUGCGCUGGUCUAGAUUGCCAGGAGUAUUACAGUCUAGCUCGUGCCUCCUUUCAGCUCAUUCCCCUUUACACAGAGUAAGGAUAUGUAGGUUUAGAACUAGUAGGCUAUCUUGACCACCAGGCAAUACAGCUGCAUUCUCUAUCAGUCCAAAUUUUGCCAGAUGGGGUGAAGACACAGUCCACCCCAUUAGGCCCAUAGCAGUUCUGACAUAAAGCUUUAAAUAAGUUUCUUGUUUAGGAAUCAUUCCUGUUUCUGGCCCUGCAGUCUCCAACCACUGCCCCAAGUUGGAAAAAAAAGAAAGUUGAGGUGAUGUGAGAAAUCACUUUGUAGCUUGUACCAGUGUCCUCCUUCAUCCCUCCUUCUCCAGAUAUACCAUAAAAGUAAAAGAAUUUGUCAAGUGGGAACUCGCUCUUGUCCCCCUCAUGUUAAAUGGGCAUACAUACUCACGAAGGUAUAUAUACUAGCCCUUCCUGCCUUUAUCAUCCCCCAUUUUAGACAAUGUUUCAAUUACCUUUUUCAGUUCUCUAGUUAAACCACUAUCCAUUUUGAUGCGAUAUCUUUUUGCCCAUCCUUAGACACUAUGGGCUAUUGAAGUAUGUUUGCUGGUCUGAAGAAAUAUAACUUGAUGGUCCAAAUUGGCACAGUAUCUUCUGUUUCAGUCCUUUCAUAGUAUUUUAAGCAUCUGUGCCCAGGUACCUCUGGGGGUGCAAAGCCUAGUCCAAAGUAAAUGUCUAGUCCUGUCAGGGCCCUUUUAUAGACUACUCUGUAGGUAGUCUCCUGGGGCUACCACA